CCUAAACUAAACUUAACCUCCAGUUUGCACGUGCUGGUGAAUUGGGUAAGUGUUUUCGUAAUAUCCCAAAAUAGCAGAUGCCACUGUGAAAAAGGGAGACAAGAAACAUAAUGAGUACUCGCAGAAUGCUGCUAUCUAUUUUGUUGGCCACCAUAUUGGUCUCUCUGGUGGCCGGUCACUAUGAUACGUGUUUAGCCGAAAAUAAAAAUCCGUAUGUGAUGUUCUCCACGUACACUCCGUAUGAACUUGUGCAUGAGAAUUCGGAUGAUCCAGUCAGCAUUCCUAAAUGCAAGCCGAUACAAUUCUGGAUUUUAUCUCGCCAUGGAACAAGAUACACAGAUGUAGAUGGCAUUAAUGACAUGUGGUCACUUAUUGAUUUCCGAGAUCAAAUAAUCAAUAAUUAUAAAAAUGGAUGGGGGGCAUUAUGUGCUGAGGAUGUGGACAAUCUCAAGAAGUGGACGCCACAAGCCGUCUCAACCGUGUCAAUGAAUUUGACUCCUCAGGGCUAUAAAGAUGCCUAUAAUUUAGCACUACGCUACAAGUCUAAGUUCCCAUCGUUAUUGAAUCAGUCGUACGAUCCUGACAAGUUUGAGGUCAAAUUUACCGAAUCGCAGCGAACUACACUUACUGCAUUUGCAUUUAUUGAUGGGAUAUUUGGCAGCACUGUUGAUGUACAGUUACCUCAGCCUAUAUCUCCUGAUCCACUUCUUAAGCCGUCGGACUACUGCACUGCGUGGAUCAAUGAAGUGCAUGACAAUCCGGACAUAAAAAAGGAGUACAAUGCAUUCAAGAAGGGCCCUGAGAUAGAAGAAGUCACACGAAUUGUCUCUAAGAGGUUAGGAUUCGGAAGCUCAAUUGGUUUUGAUAAUCUGGACCUGAUUUACACUAUUUGUCGAUUUGAAAAGGCAUGGAAUGUUUAUAAUAUCUCGCCAUGGUGCGCUGCCUUCUCCGAGGAUGACUUGAAGGUUUUGGAGUACAAAGAAGACUUGGACUCUUACUACAAACGCGGUUUUGGCACCGAAAUGAACAAGCUAGUUGGUUGCCCUCUAGCAAAAGAUUUCAUUGAUCGUUUCAGAAAACUGGAGAAUUGGGAAAAACAGCCUGCCGGAGUCUUUUACUUCAGUCACGACACAGAUAUGCAGUUGUUUUUCACCUCUCUUGGCAUCGGAGAGGAUGAAAGACCCCUCACUCACUCAAACUAUGCAUCAAUGGGAAAUAGAAAUUGGAGAACAUCCCUGUUGACGCCCUUUGCGAGCAACUUUGUGGCCAUUUUCUUUAAAUGCGACGAAGGCGAACCCUUCCGAGUUCAGUUCCACCUGCAGGAAAAGUUGCUAAAACUUAAAGGCUGUAAAGAUGAUAAAUGGGGUCUUUGCGAUUGGUCUGUUUUCAAGCAGAAUUAUGGCUCCAUUUCUAAGACUUGCAACCUUGAUUUCUGUUGAAUAGACACUGUUACUUUAAAUUGGUGAGUUUCAGUAUGCUUUAUUUUAUUUUAUUUUCCCCACUUGAGGCCUUCAAACAUGUCUGGUUAAUUGUAAUAAAGUUGUUUUGCAAAUCAUU
Messenger RNA from Zootermopsis nevadensis, 1557 nucleotides. RefSeq names its product multiple inositol polyphosphate phosphatase 1. Gene Ontology annotation, molecular function: acid phosphatase activity; inositol phosphate phosphatase activity. The record is from RefSeq and is a predicted model, not a curated record. NCBI's taxonomy places the organism in Eukaryota, Metazoa, Arthropoda, Insecta, Blattodea, Termopsidae.